This is a messenger RNA of Lytechinus variegatus (green sea urchin), 2571 nucleotides long. Its product is annotated as nucleolar protein 56-like. The record is from RefSeq and is a predicted model, not a curated record. NCBI's taxonomy places the organism in Eukaryota, Metazoa, Echinodermata, Echinoidea, Temnopleuroida, Toxopneustidae. Gene Ontology annotation, cellular component: small-subunit processome; box C/D methylation guide snoRNP complex. Gene Ontology annotation, molecular function: snoRNA binding. The transcript has 10 exons. Bases 16 to 1833 code for a protein of 605 amino acids.
UGAUAGCUGAAAUUUAUGAAGGAAAGACUGAAACAUUUCUGCGUGCCAAGCCAUGUGUGUGGCGUAAUCUCGACAAAAAAAAGUGAUGAAUUAAGUCAAAUUAAUUUCUGUUUUGAACUGGAGAGUGCUAAAAUUGUCUUUAGAAUGGCUAUGAUGGUUUUAUUUGAACAUGCAUCAGGCUACGGCUUGUUUGCAGUCAAGGAGUUUGAGGAGGUCUCUGUCCUUCAUCAUCAAGUCCAGGAAUCUGUGACAGACUUUGGAAAGUUUGCCUCUUUGAUCAAGCUUCAGGCCUUCUCACCUUUCAAAUCGGGGGUCAACGCACUUGACAAUAUCAACAGCAUCUCAGAAGGUGUGAUGACAGAAGACCUGAAACUCUUCCUGGAGACCAAUAUGCCAGAGAGCUCUAAGAAGAGGAAGAAGAUCACAUUGGGUGUAGCUGAUGGAAAGAUAGGUGCUUCUAUCCAGGAGGAACUAGGUAUCCCCUGCCAGACGGGAGGAGUCUUCCAGGAGAUUGCAAGAGGUCUGAGGUACCACUUCUACAGACUGGUCAAGGGACUGACCGCUCAGACAGAGGCUAAAGCGCAACUUGGUCUGGGUCACAGCUACUCAAGGGCAAAGGUCAAGUUCAACGUGAACAGAGCAGAUAACAUGAUCAUCCAAUCCAUCUGUCUUCUUGAUCAACUGGAUAAGGAUAUCAAUACAUUCUCAAUGAGAAUCAAAGAAUGGUACUCCUAUCACUUUCCAGAACUUGUCAAAGUAGUUCCGGACAACGCACUCUACGCCAAGGUUGCCCACUUCAUCAAGAACCGUAAGGAGCUUACUGAUGAGUCUCUUGAAGCCCUGGAAGAGUUGACCAUGGACAGUGGCAAAGCUCAGGCCAUCUUGGAUGCAUCACGCUCGUCUAUGGGUAUGGACAUUUCUCCCAUUGACUUGAUCAACAUUGAGAGGUUUGCUACCAGGGUGAUUGCUCUUACAGACUACAGGAAGAGUUUACACACUUAUCUCCAGGACAAGAUGCACGCUGUUGCUCCUAAUCUUUCAGCACUCAUCGGUGAACAGGUUGGUGCUCGUCUAAUAUCCCAUGCUGGUAGUCUGACCAAUCUAGCCAAGUACCCAGCUUCAACUGUACAGAUUCUUGGAGCCGAGAAGGCACUCUUCAGAGCUCUGAAGACCCGUGGCAACACCCCCAAGUAUGGUCUCAUCUUCCAUUCUACAUUCAUUGGCAGGGCGGGGCAGAAGAACAAAGGUCGCAUCUCUCGCUACCUUGCCAACAAGUGCUCCAUGGCCUCAAGAAUAGACUGUUUCUCAGACAUACCCAAUUCAGUAUUUGGUGAGAAAUUAAAGGACCAAGUUGAAGAGAGGCUGUCAUUCUACGAGACUGGAACAGCUCCACGAAAGAACAUUGAUGUCAUGCAGGAAGCUCUCAUUCAAGUCAAAGAAGUGGAGGCAGAAUUGGCACGCAAGAAGAAGAAAGAGAAAAAGAAGAAGAGGAAAGCGUCAGAGGUUCAAGAACCACCUCCUGAAGAAGAAGAGGAGGUCGAAGAGGAGCAACCCAAAAAGAAGAAGAAAAAGACGAAGGUCGAAGCUGAGCCAGAGCCAGAACAAAUGGAGACAGAAACACCCAAAAAGAAGAAGAAAAAGAAGAAGGAGCAGGCAGAGGAAGAGGCGGAGGAGGAAAAAGAAGAGGUGGAAGAUACUCCAAAAGAGAAGAAGAAGAAAAAGAAGAGUCUUGGUGGAGAGGAACAGAUUGCGAAUGUAGAACCUGAAGAGGAUGAGGUGACAGAGACAGUUGUCAAAAAGAAGAAAAAGAAGAAGAAGAGUCUCCCAGAAUAACUUCACAUUUCAAUUCAUUACAGUCCAUAUGCUAUUGCUUUUUACUUUUUAAGAUUUUACAGAGAGUACUCAAGCGCUUAAUAUCAUGUAUAUGUAUAUUAUAAAUUUACUUCUUGUAAUUCUGACCCUUAAAAAAUGAUUUAUUUGAAACAAGCUUUAAAUUUUGCCCUUCUUCUUCUCUCCUUAAAAGAUUGGUUACUAGCUGCAAGUAUCCUCAUGGGGUACCAAAAUCAAUGAUAGUACUUUGAUUCAACUGCAGCUCCUUGUAAAGGGAUAUCCCCUUUAUUAUUAGCAGGUAAUAUUGAUUUCUUUGGGGAUUUGCAUUUAUUAUUAACUUGCUUGAAAAUGGAUCAAUUUGAUGUUCAAUCUGAGUUCAUCAAAUAUUUUCAUCUUUCACAUUUCAUAUGUCCACAUUAUAUGAUUUGUAGCAUGUUUUUCUAAUCAUAUUGUUAUGUUUUGGAGGGGGUUUUGUCCUCUUUUAUUUUGUGACCUUUUCUUAUAUGUAAAUAGAUCAAUUAUUUUUGUCGACACAAGGAUUGGUAAACCCUUUAAUACUAAACUGAUUGAGAUAAAUUAUGGCAGUUUAAUUCAUUUUAGUAGAUACUUAAUGAAAUGAAUUCUGAAGUUCCUUUUCGUAAUUAUGCACACAGAUUCAGUGCAUUAUUAUUUUACUACUUGAUCGCAUGAGCUUGGGGCAGCUUCAUAAACAGAUAAGUGACAAAGUUGCCCUUGUAAGGG